GGAAGUUUUGAAACAACAUGGAGGCUAGGGGUAAUAUGCACAAACAAAGUAAACAAUGGUAAUGCGAAGCGAAAACUAAAACGUAAUUGCACCAGUGAGAGUUCUUAUGAAGCGUUAUCGUAAUAUUAUACAAAGUCAUGAGCAACCCUUCUGCAAGUGGCAAUUUUGCGCCCGUCUUCAACCCACCGUUCUCUCCUCCUCUAACAAAAAUGUUUAACAUGUUGGAGAAUGCUACAGAACAACUGAUGCUACUUAAAGACUUCCAGGCUGCCUUUCAAAGAUGCGACAGAGGCCUGGGUAGUGUCGCAGAUGCUGGAGGAGAAGAAGAGGACGUGAGGGCCGAGAUGAAGGCUGGCUUUUGCAUCGUGGGGAUCCAAGCUCUUGCUGAGCUGAAUCAGUGGCGUGGUGUCCUCUCCUGGCUUCUUCAACAUUAUAAGAAUCAGGAGGAAAUACCUGUUAAACUCAUGCAAAUGUGCAUCCUUCUUUAUUCCCAGGUGGGGGAGCCAGCUGCGAUGCGGGAGGCCACACGGGCAUGGCUGCACAGCCCGUCCAACCGCUGUGUCUCUGGCUUUGGCACGGUGGCCGAGCUGUACCUCCUGCAUGUCCUCUUGCCGCUAGCAUGCACGGACCAGGCCAGAGAUUUUGUCGCUGGUGAAGUGGGAAGCAUCACGUUCACAGAAGAGCAAAAGCAGACAGCACUGGGCGUGAUAGAAGAAGCUGAGCGUCAGGAACAGGAGCCCGCUGUCAAUGCAGAUUGUAGCAGUAGUCAUGCUUCCACAACAGAAGGUUCCCUUUUCCAUAAACUGGAAGCUAUGUUGAGACUUUCCUUCAGGAGAUUGAUGUCUGGAUCUGUCUCAUUCCAUAAGCUCUUCUUGGCUGCUCUUCUUUGCUACAUGUUGUUUUUACGCUUGGAUCCAGCUCUUCCGUCAUCCUUCAUGUGGAUUUCCAAGCUUCAUCAGCUGCUCAGAGAGCUGUGGAAAGCCGUGGUGGGCCCGUAUUACCAGCAGAGAGCUCUGAAAGACUGACUUGUGGUGUUUAUCAGGGCAGCACACACAGACAUACUGUAAAUCAUCAUAAACUAUGAACGGAGCGUGAAAUGAAGAAUUCUAAUGCAAUAUGUUUAAUCUGAUCAAUUUAUUUUGGCAUUUUUCUGCUUUUAUUAAAAUUCCAAGCUCAUUUCCCUUCUUAAAAAUAGACAACUUUUGUUUUGUCUUAUUUCAAAAACAACACAUGACUCCCAUUUUAGGC
Dunckerocampus dactyliophorus (ringed pipefish) is the source of this 1248-nucleotide messenger RNA. It is a transcript of the gene pex26, whose product is annotated as peroxisomal biogenesis factor 26. Lineage: Eukaryota; Metazoa; Chordata; Actinopteri; Syngnathiformes; Syngnathidae. The record is from RefSeq and is a predicted model, not a curated record. Gene Ontology annotation, molecular function: protein-containing complex binding; ATPase binding. Bases 138 to 1025 code for a protein of 295 amino acids. Gene Ontology annotation, biological process: protein import into peroxisome matrix; protein import into peroxisome membrane. The transcript is spliced from 5 exons. Gene Ontology annotation, cellular component: peroxisomal membrane; peroxisome.